AUUGUAAAGCCAUUUGUAAUCAAUGAAUGUGGGAGUUUUGACAUGUUGGGCAAAUUGAGAAUAUAGCGUAUGUAAGUAGCCUACGUGGAUGCGGAUGAAAAAUUGGCUCUGUAUGUGCAUAGCUGUAUUACGGAAAUUCUUCUAACCUGUCCCUUUAACUUCACUGAGAAUAGAGGAUGGCGUGUCUCUCUAACCUUGCUGAAGGACGCAGCUGUAUUUAUUGACGUAUGCAAAUUAAUUUAGGGGUGGUCCAAGAAAAAACAGGAACAAGAAUCAGUUUCACAUUGCAGUCUGGAGUUCCGGUGAAAAAGGAAAAAGAGACGUGGCGAUUAUUGCUGAGCAAACCAUGCAGGAUGACUUACUGAUGGACAAAAGCAAAGCCCAGCCUCCACAACAGCAAGAUCCAACGAACGUAGAUCCCCCUUCCACCCCGACCCCUUCAUCGGAAACCCCAGCAUCGGAGGAAAACCCGACGAGCGUGAUCAGUCAAGCAGCCCCGGCGCAGAACAGCAAAGAGAAGGUCCCGAUGGAGUCACCGAUCCUCCCGGGUUUGAGUUUUCAUCAGCCGCAGGAGCCCGGCGGCACGUCCUUGUCCCCUUCCUUCGGGAGCACUUGGUCUACCGGGACCACGAACACCGUGGACGAUAGUUUUUUUCAAGGGAUACCUUCGGUUAAUGGGACUAUGCUUUUUCAGAAUUUCCCCCACCACGUAAACCCGGUGUUCGGCGGAAAUUUUUCUCCCCAAAUCGGCUUGGCACAGUCUCAGCACCAACAGCAGCAAGCCCAGCAGCAGCCGCCGCCGCAGCAAAGGAGGUCGCCUGUUAGUCCCAACCAAGCCCCUUUCCCUCAGAGAAACGCGUACAGCCACCAGACCGUCAUGAACAGCAAGGCUUCUUCGUCCUCUGCCGCCUCGUCCGCUUGGAACAAUCACCACAACGCCGCUUGGAGCACAGCCUCCAAUCCCUGGAGCGGGCUCCAGGCAGGCAGGGACCCGCGGAGAGCUGUGGGCGUCGGGGUUGGAGUGGGGGUCGGUGUCGGGGUGCCAUCGCCUCUCAACCCCAUCUCUCCGAUGAAAAAGCCCUAUUCCAGCAACGUCAUCGCCCCUCCGAAAUUCCCCCGAGCUGGUCCCCUCACCCAAAAAUCCUGGAUGGAGGACAACGCCUUUAGAACGGACAACAGCAACAAUAUGCUGCCUUUUCAGGACCGGAAUCGGCCAUUUGAUGCAUUUAGCUUGCACUCUUUGGAGAAUUCCUUAAUGGAUAUGAUAAGGACUGACCACGACAAAGGACGGAUGGGCCUGAAUUUUCACCACCCAGGAGCAGAUCACAUACUGGCCCUGAACACCAGGAGCUAUGGGCGCAGAAGAGGCCGCUCUUCCCUCUUUCCUUUUGAGGACGGCUUCCUGGACGACGGGCAUGGCGACCAGUCUCUGACCCCUGGUAUGGGUUCACCUACGCGCUGUCAGAACGGUGAGAGGAUCGAGCGCUACUCCAGGAAGGUUUUCGUGGGUGGGCUGCCCCCUGACAUUGAUGAAGAUGAGAUCACCAACAGCUUCCGUCGCUACGGACACCUGGUGGUGGACUGGCCCCACAAGGCAGAGAGCAAGUCCUACUUUCCACCCAAAGGGUAUGCCUUCCUGCUGUUCCAGGAGGAGACAUCUGUACAGGCCCUAAUCGAUGCAUGCAUCGAGGAGGAUGGCAAGCUCUACCUGUGUGUGUCCAGCCCCACCAUCAAGGACAAACCGGUUCAGAUUCGUCCCUGGAAUCUAAGUGACAGUGACUUUGUGAUGGAUGGCUCCCAGCCCCUAGACCCACGGAAGACCAUCUUUGUGGGUGGGGUCCCGCGGCCCCUUCGUGCAGUGGAACUGGCUAUGAUCAUGGACCGUCUGUAUGGGGGGGUCUGCUACGCCGGCAUCGACACUGACCCUGAGCUCAAGUAUCCCAAGGGGGCGGGGCGUGUGGCCUUCUCCAAUCAGCAGAGCUACAUUGCCGCCAUUAGCGCCAGAUUCGUCCAGCUGCAGCACAAUGACAUCGACAAACGGGUGGAGGUGAAGCCCUACGUGCUGGAUGACCAGCUGUGCGACGAGUGUCAGGGGGCCCGCUGCGGGGGCAAGUUCGCGCCCUUCUUCUGCGCCAACGUCACCUGCCUGCAGUACUACUGCGAGUACUGCUGGGCCAGCAUCCACUCCCGCGCCGGCCGCGAGUUCCACAAGCCGCUGGUCAAGGAGGGCGGGGACCGGCCGCGCCACGUGUCCUUCCGCUGGAGUUGAGGGGCCGUAGACCCCUAUUCCCCACCCCCUACCACACCCCCUC
Megalops cyprinoides (Indo-Pacific tarpon) is the source of this 2312-nucleotide messenger RNA. RefSeq names its product cytoplasmic polyadenylation element binding protein 3 (gene cpeb3). Gene Ontology annotation, cellular component: synapse; neuron projection; cytoplasm. The coding region runs from base 347 to 2269 and encodes 640 amino acids. The record is from RefSeq and is a predicted model, not a curated record. NCBI's taxonomy places the organism in Eukaryota, Metazoa, Chordata, Actinopteri, Elopiformes, Megalopidae. Gene Ontology annotation, molecular function: translation factor activity, RNA binding; mRNA regulatory element binding translation repressor activity; ribosome binding. The transcript is spliced from 11 exons. Gene Ontology annotation, biological process: negative regulation of cytoplasmic translation.